UUCACAUAAAAACUUAUUUAUCAAAUAAAUAAACACAAAAUAUAUAGAGAAAUUUUGAUUAAAUCACUUAAAAAUACAAGAGAUAACUUUUUUUAUACUGCUCAUCGCAGCACUGAAAACUUAUUUGAAAAGAAACCUUUCGAAGUCACCGAAGCUGGGGAAAAAGUGCAUAGACAGUGCGUAUAAAAACGAACGAGUAUUUUUUCGAAGUAGUGCAGUGUAGUAUUAAAUCAAAAAAUUUGGCAUGAAAUACUUAUUUAUAUUUUGAGAGAAACAAAAUUUUUUGAAAACAUACGAGACGUGCAUACAAUUAGUAUAUUUUCGAAGGGACGCGUGCCUCGUCCUUAAGACAGUGUAAAACAGUUAUUUGCACGAAAUAUAAAAAGAACAACUGCAACAACAAAGCAAUAUCAAUUAAUUAUAAUUCGACAAACGCCAUCGGAUAUCUUCGCAUAUAAUUGUAUUAAAUUGAAUCUCACAACACCUUAAUUCUUCAAACAGCAAAAUACGCAAAAUUUAUAUAUAACCGUCGCUCAUAAACUCUGUUCUUUGCAACGACGGUAACAAUUGUAAAACAAAAAAAAAACAAAAAACCAAUACUUCGCAUAAAUUCGAUAAAAGCUAAUAACUAAUUAUAAUUAAAAACAGCAAAAAUCGAAAAUCACCAGCAUAAAAAUUCAUUCCGAUGGGCACUAAUUCAGGAGCGACCACUGGUAUAAAUAAUAAACCCGUCGGUGCGGGUGGUGCAAGCGGUAGUAGCGUUGUGGGUGGCGGUGGUGGUGGCGGUAGCGGUGUGGGUGGUGUUGGCGGUGUUGGUGGUGUCGGAACCAACAGUUUGAGCGGUGUUGCCGGUGUUGGCGGCCUAGCCGGUGGUAAUGCUAAUAGCGCUGUGGGUGCUGGAGGCAUUGGUACGGGCAGCAACGGAAGCGACGACAGCGCCAAUAGUGGCGGCGGCCCAAGUGGACAAAACAAUCAACAAACUACACCACAAUAUACCAUACCAGGUAUACUGCACUUUAUACAGCACGAAUGGUCUCGCUUUGAGUUGGAACGCUCACAAUGGGAUGUGGAUAGAGCUGAAUUACAGGCACGCAUAGCCAUGCUAUUGGGCGAACGAAAAUGUCUCGAGAGCCUCAAGUCCGAUCUAACACGACGCAUUAAAAUGUUAGAGUACGCUUUGCGCCAAGAGCGUGCCAAAUUCUAUCGACUAAAAUAUGGUACUGAUCCGCCUCAAUUGAACGAAUUGAAACCGCCAACAGAUGAUGCCGGUCUCGGCAGUGAGGUUGCGCCCGAUUCCGAAGUACCCUACAGUUCAGUAUCGAAUACAACUUGGCGACAGGGCAGACAAAUGCUGCGGCAGUAUUUGGCCGAAAUCGGUUACACAGAUAAUAUAAUCGACGUGCGUUCGAAUCGGGUGCGCUCCAUACUUGGUCUCAAUAAUAACUCCGAACAGGAGGAGAAUGUCAGUCCAAACAUCAAUGGCAAUGAGAAUAAUAAGCGUGCUGCGGAAUCCGAGGGUCGUCGCACACCAGCUAAGAAAGCACAACAAAACGAUGCCAUAAUUUUAGAUACUGAAGCAGCGGUAAUGGCUAAUUUUGAAUUUCUUGGCACUACUGAAAUGUCCGAUGAUGAUGAGAUUUCCGAUGAUCUCGAAAUGGUAUCUGGUGAGAAUGAUGAUGCCGAUGUGAAGACUACAAAGCGUAACAAGUGUAGCAAGGAUAUGAUUAGCGAAGAUCUUGAUGCCGAGGUUGGGGAGCAGCUUCUGAAUGAUAUAAAUCUAAUAACCGAAGGAUACUCAUCAUCGAAUACCACGGAACAAUUGAACAACACUGCUAACAACGUAGCUGCCUCAGCCGCGGCUCGGCGCAAUCUCAUCACCGCCGUCACAGCCGGUGGCGACGAAGAGGUUGAUGCUUCGCUUGGCCUAGGCGAGCUUGCUCAACUAACGGUGAAUAACGAGGCGGAGAGUUCGUACGAUGCAAACGCCAAGGACGGCACUGGCGGCGGUACUGGUAGCUACCGCAAAACCUGGAACGCCAAAUAUACGCUGCGUUCGCAUUUCGAUGGUGUACGCGCAUUGAUUUUCCACCCGGAAGAGCCGGUGCUGAUCACCGCUUCUGAAGAUCACACACUCAAAUUGUGGAAUCUACAGAAAACGGUACAAGCCAAAAAGUCAGCUAGUCUCGAUGUGGAGCCAUUGUACACGUUCCGUGCGCACACCGGCCCCGUACUGUGUCUCGGCAUGUCCACUACCGGUGAAUUUUGCUAUUCGGGCGGUUUGGAUGGUAACAUUGAAUGUUGGCAACUACCAUCGCCCAAUAUCGAUCCUUACGAUUGCUAUGAUCCGAGCGUACACUCUGGCACAUUGGAGGGCCACACAGACGCCGUGUGGGGUCUGACUACGAUGCAUAGCAAUAUUGUGUCAUGCUCAGCCGAUGGCACCGUGAAACUCUGGUCGCCGUACACCAAGGAACCGCUGUUGCGCACCUACACUGCUUCCGAGGCUGAAGGUACACCAUCAUCGGUUGAUUUUGUGCGCAACGAGGUGGAUCACAUUGUCGUGGCAUAUAAUAGUGCACAUUGUAUUGUGUAUGACACAGAGACCGGCAAGCAGGUGGUCAAAUUGGAGGCUGCUCAGGAGAUGUCUGGCAAUACGGGGAAAUUUAUUAACAAAGUGGUAUCGCAUCCGACGCUGCCUAUAACGAUCACUGCACAUGAGGAUCGUCACAUACGCUUCUGGGAUAACGUAUCGGGGACGUUGAUACAUUCGAUGGUGGCACAUUUGGAGCCUGUCACGUCGCUCGCCGUGGACGCGCAUGGGCUGUACUUGCUGUCGGGCUCACAUGACUGCUCGAUACGACUUUGGAAUUUGGACAAUAAGACAUGUGUGCAAGAGAUUACAGCGCAUCGCAAGAAGUUCGAUGAAAGUAUAUUCGAUGUGGCGUUCCAUGCUACCAAACCAUACAUCGCUAGCGCCGGAGCAGAUGGCUUGGCCAAGGUGUUUGUUUAAGUAUAAAUUUUGGAUAAAGCGCAAUCUAUAGCAGCACCAACACCAUCACCAAAACCACAACAACAACAACAACAUGUUAGAUGAUACAAAAGAAGCUUGACGGUAGUGAUGUUAAAAUUGAUCAUAAUGACUAAGCGAAGUUGACGAAGCCGGCAGAGGAAUAGAAACGCGUGCAGUAGAACUCCGGACACCGUGGGGAGAAGGAAGUCGAAUAGCAAGCAAUUGAGCGGUUAAACAGUAGUGCAAGUAGAGCUGUAGUUGGUUUAAAUUAACAAAGCAGAAGUAACAGAAACAAAAUAUAUACAAAUAUGAUACAUUUAUUAUUAUGAAAAUAUGGAUUAAGAAGCAUUUCUACUACAUACAUACAACAACAAAAAGAAAAUUGCUAUAUAUAUAUAUGCAUAAUAAAUAAAUAAUAAAACUUUUCUAAAAAAAAAACAAAAAACAAAAAGAAAAUAAAAAAUAAAACAAAAAUUAAAACUAAAUUAAAGAGCAUUCAUGAAUCUGAUGAAUGUUUCCCAUGUCUUAGAAGUAGCGCUAGAGAGUACAUAUUUGCGAACGCAAGCGGCAAACGAAUGAUAUACUCAACCACAAUUGAAUACGUGUAUAUUAAGUGUAUGAAUAAAUUUAAAAUAUAUGUAGCUUACAAAUACAAACGA
This is a messenger RNA of Anastrepha obliqua, 3669 nucleotides long. It is a transcript of the gene Cka, whose product is annotated as striatin-3. The transcript has 6 exons. Gene Ontology annotation, molecular function: protein binding. Lineage: Eukaryota; Metazoa; Arthropoda; Insecta; Diptera; Tephritidae. The coding region runs from base 686 to 3010 and encodes 774 amino acids. The record is from RefSeq and is a predicted model, not a curated record.